AUGGACGGCCAGAUGGACAUGAAGAAGUACUACAUGAUGGAAAACGAUAAGCCCGUGGCGAUCCGGUCGUCAUCCGAGCCGUUCUCUGUUGAGGACAUCAAACGAUGUGCUACUUGUCGUGGCUCGCUGAGAGAUCUGUCAAGAUACGGCCGUUUGGUCCGCCGCGCUAUUCUCGACGAGUCGACCAAGAGGUUCCUUCUGUAUCUGAGCCGGGAAUUCGUGCCUCUUGCGCGGGAGCUGCCGCUGCAAAUAGCAGCGACUCUCGAGAACAAGAAGGAGUUGUCGCCAUUGCUACUCCAGGAGCAGAUUACCAUCAACAUCGGCGGUUCUCGCGACAAACAGUUCCGGCAGAUGGCUGAUAUCAUCCAAAAAUACGGCGGAAAUCGUUGGCGAGAAGUCAUCAGAUUGAGAAACCGCAUCAUCCAAUACUACAACACCGUCGAGGAGAAAGAACAGCCCUUGUCCCGUGUGCAAGCCCUUGUGGAGAGCGCACGCAGACGCAAAGGAAGCAGCGGAAGUUUUGAAUUCGAUGGCAGUGUCGUGCAGACUAAGGGGGUAUUCCUCGCAAUUACCCUUCUAAUGCGUCUGGACAUCAGCUUGCUUGGGGACUUUCUAUCGCUCUUUCAGAUCAGUCGUACGGGGUUAAAGAGAUGCAAGGUGCAGAUCAAUCUACAGGCGAUCCAAGAGGAAUGCAGAAAUUUGAUCAAGCGCGCUGGAAAUGCCAUGCGAGUCGCACACGAGGUCGAGGGAUACAUUUUCCUGGCCAAGCUGCAUGCGCUGGAGCGAUCGCAAAGUGAGGCUCCAAAUGUGAGAGAAAAACACGCCGAGCAAGCGCGCGAGGCGAUCGCAACGGCCAGAAAGCUAUGCCAGCGAUACCCCGGCCAGAACAAUGGACUGGGAAGCGAAAUCGACGAGGCGGAAGAGAUGCUCAACAUCGGAACUUUCUACAGCACGGUGACUAGCGAGGAACGUCUGGAGGUCCUUGCUGCGAUGACGCGCGAGUUUCGGGGCACCGGACACUGGUAUUACUGUCAGAACGGACACCCGUUUACCAUUGGCGAAUGCGGGGGAGCGGUGCAAUUAGCUUUGUGUCCGGAGUGUGGUGCGCGUGUUGGAGGACGAGACCAUCGAACCGUGGACGGGGUGACUCGGGCAGAUGAUUUGGAGCGGGCAUUGGGACACUCGAGGAUUUGA
This is a messenger RNA of Aspergillus chevalieri, 1194 nucleotides long. RefSeq lists its product as uncharacterized. The record is from RefSeq and is a predicted model, not a curated record. NCBI's taxonomy places the organism in Eukaryota, Fungi, Ascomycota, Eurotiomycetes, Eurotiales, Aspergillaceae. The coding region runs from base 1 to 1194 and encodes 397 amino acids. The transcript has a single exon.